Messenger RNA from Neurospora tetraspora, 1609 nucleotides. RefSeq lists its product as uncharacterized. The record is from RefSeq and is a predicted model, not a curated record. The transcript has a single exon. The coding region runs from base 21 to 1382 and encodes 453 amino acids. NCBI's taxonomy places the organism in Eukaryota, Fungi, Ascomycota, Sordariomycetes, Sordariales, Sordariaceae.
UUAAUUCUAGCCGUUUCAAAAUGGAGGCGCUUAAGAGCAAAAUUGAAUCAAUCAAACUCCAAACCCAACACCUUUGCAAUUUUGCUGAAACUAAUUUGCAAAAAUCCACUCCCUCUUCUUCCUCCACGCAAACCGACGUCAUCUCUAGCGCCAUCCAACAAGUUCUUGAGGUAUUGAAUCGCAUCGACAACAAGCUCAACGAAUUAACAACCACAUCCUCAAUAUCCUCAAUAUCCCUACCAUCGAUAUCAUACCCAAGCAACACCGUCGGUACUCAUCCUAUUCCAAAUCUUGUUUGUCCAGAAGACGGGUUCUACGGUCUGUCCCAUGGCAACCUCAAAAAGCUUUCCCAUGGGCCCCCCACCAAGAAACGGAAAUUAAACGCCACCUUUCUACUACAUAGCAAAAGGCAGAAUUUUGGUCAGUCUCGAGAUAUUAGCAAUGUUGUCAGCAAUAGCGAUACUAAAGGGAGGGACUAUGAAGAAAACGAAGAGCAGGACGAGGAGGAGGACCAGGAGCAGGACGAGGAGCAGGACGAGGAGCAGGACCAAGGGCAAGACAAGUACCAAGAGCAUGGUAACAACGAGAACGGCAAUCAGAACAGCGACAAUGACACUGACGCCGCUAUCAGUGUCGGUUGCAGUGAUACCCAAAUCAAAGUUGACAGCAACACAAAGGAUACUAAUACCGAUACCGAUAUCGAAUUAGGUCGUCAACUCGCAAGCCUAACGAUAGACAAUGGUGCGAUCUUGCGAUUCAUGUCAAUCGUAUACGCUUGGGACAGUGCGGACGUCACAUUGAAAAGCUCGUUCGCCUCGAGAAAGCCUACGGACGAGUUGUCAACUGCUAGGCACUACGAUAAUCUACGACGAAAAGCACAAAAUCUCAGUAUUUUGUACACCGUUUUGGGCAUGUCAGCCAGUUUUCGGCUUUCCAAAGUCAUGAAAGAAAAUCAACAUCGACAUCGAGCAAGCGGAAGUUGUAUAUCAGCUGUGUUAGCAGGUCGUGGCAUCGAAGACACUCCUAAAGCGCGGAAGGCAUUCGCGACGGAAAUAUCUGAGGCUCGGAAGAUCAUGAAGAUGGUAGAAGGAUACGAUGGGCUUCUCUGCUUUUUACCCCUUGGGUUUGGUAGUGGGUUCACGUUAAGAGCUUUGACGAGGUUAUCGAACAAAGACCUCGAGACCUUCCGUGCCACCAUUGCUCGGUAUAAAAGCCUAAUGUUGUUGAGUGAGGUGGGCAAUGAGUUUCUACUCUCUGUUUGGGGUGAAGGAGAGUUCAAAGAAAGAUUGUUCCAAAGGAGACAGCUUGGCGAACUGCAAAACCUACCCAACGAAGACCUCAUUAAGUUUCUGACACCCAUUCAGCCCGAGGAUGGUAUAUAGGGUAGUCUCAUAAGGCUGGACAUUACGUUCAAAAUAAGCAGUAUCAACCGUAGCUGUAUUAUUAUUUUUUUCUGCCAGUUUUUAUUCUCGAUCAAGUCCCCCGUGGUACAGAUAGCGGGACUCGGAUCCCGAACACGCAAAUCAGCACUGCGAAUCUUGUACGAUAGGUGCCAUAAACACCAUCGUGCACGUAAUUGAUCCAUAGAAUCGCGUAAUGAAAAGAUGCC